Messenger RNA from Lineus longissimus, 1266 nucleotides. Its product is annotated as ubiquitin-conjugating enzyme E2 T-like. Lineage: Eukaryota; Metazoa; Nemertea; Pilidiophora; Heteronemertea; Lineidae. Bases 1 to 603 code for a protein of 200 amino acids. The transcript is spliced from 6 exons. The record is from RefSeq and is a predicted model, not a curated record.
AUGCAGAAGCCCGCCCUAGUUGCUCGUAUGAAGAGAGAAGUACAGAUCUUCCAGCAAUCACCACCACAUGGUAUAUCAUGUUGGACAAAAGGCAACCAUCUCACUGAGCUGGAAGCAAAUAUUAUUGGCGGUGAGGGUACACCCUACGAGGGUGGGAUCUUUAAGCUAGAAGUUAAUAUCUCAGACAGAUAUCCAUUUGAGCCUCCGAAAGUCAAGUUCGUAACUCCAAUCUACCAUCCAAACAUCGACAACGGCGGAAGAAUCUGCCUGGAUAGUCUCAAGAUGCCGCCAAAGGGUGCGUGGAAACCUUCACUCAAUAUCUCCACCAUACUGACCCAGAUCCAGCAACUGAUGGCUGAGCCGAAUCCUGAUGAUCCGCUCAUGGCAGACAUUUCCAAUGAAUUCUGCUACAACAAGCCACUCUUUCUGAAAACAGCUGCAGAAUGGACGAAAAAGCAUGCGUCACAGAAGGACGACAAAGAAAAUGAGACAAAGCCAUCACCUAAAGAAACACCAAUUGAUACGAGUAUUGUUUCUGAGGGAAAGAGAUCAUUUGGCUGUUCAUCUCAAGAAAGCACUGCAGGUAAGAAGAUGAGGACUUGAGGAAUGUGCGGCUUCGGAUCAGAUUUAGAAAGAGACGUGAAUGUGUACGUGCCAUUUGUAUAGGAAGACACUCUGUUGGAUAGGUACUCGUGUAUGCAGUGACACUGUUGUGGAUGGCACACAUAAGGCACACAUAAGGAGUGAAACUCACUGAUUCAGGUUAGUACACGUAUGGAUUGAUACACUUGUGGAUUAGUAAAUGUGAAAGGGAUGAGACUUUCGUGGAUUAGUACACGUGUGAGGAAUGAGACGCUUGUGUACUAGUACACAUGUAAGGAAUGAGACUUUCGUUGACUGAUACUUGUGUAAGGAAUGCGACUUAAAAGGAUAAAGACACGUGUAAGGAAUGAGGCUGUUGCGGAUGGAUAUACAUGAAAGGAUUGAGACUUUUGCGGAUUGAUAUACAUGUACAUGAAAUGAAUGAGACUUUUAUGAAUUGUAGACAACAGUAUGCAACAUUACUCAACACAUUGGCGGAUACAAUAAGGAGUUCGAGUAGACUUGUGCGUGUCAAUUAGUACAUAUGUACAGAGUCAGACAAUUGUGGAUCAGUACAUAUGGGUGCAAUGAGACUUGUGUAGAUUAGUGCACAUAAAAAUGAAUGAUUGUCAACUGCAUGUACGGCUUAGCACACAUAUAGCUAUUAGGAAUAAGACCUGUAGA